AUGUCCCAGGCACCAUCAUCUUCUUCAAAUCAGAGCCUCUCUUGCAGUCCGACCUCCACUCCACACAAUCACAUCAACCUUCCUACGAUCACAACAAUGGCGUUCCUGUCCUAUGCUUCCGAUUUCAAGCCUCUCUUCCAGCUGCUGGAUGACUACGAGACCCACCGCUCCGGCCCCACUAGUCGCCGCACGUUUGCCCCAGCAUUUGAUGUUCGCGAGUUAGAUGAUGGCUACUACCUCGAUGGCGAGCUACCAGGCGCUGACCAGAGCAAUAUCAACAUUGAAUUCAGCGAUCCUACCACCCUAGUCAUCAAGGGACACAUCAAGCGCGACUACCAAGACCACUCCAGCACCAAGAAGAAGGCGUACCAUGCCACUGUGGAAGAUGAAUCCAACUCAGAAUCCACCGAAACCAACUCGGUGACCUCAGAUGCUUCAGGUCAGACCAAGACCCAGAAAACUCAAUUCUGGGCAUCGGAGCGGUCAGUCGGCGACUUCCAGCGCACUUUUACCUUCCCCACACGCGUUGAUCAGGACGCGGUGCGUGCGAGCCUGAAGAACGGCAUCUUGUCUCUCGUGGUGCCCAAAGACGCUACACCUCACACCAAAAAGAUCCGCAUCGAGUAG
Molecule: messenger RNA, 627 nt
Organism: Penicillium chermesinum
Lineage: Eukaryota; Fungi; Ascomycota; Eurotiomycetes; Eurotiales; Aspergillaceae
Product: Hsp20/alpha crystallin family protein
Exons: 1
Coding region: 1-627 (208 amino acids)
Biological process (GO): response to salt stress; response to hydrogen peroxide; response to heat
Source: RefSeq, a predicted model, not a curated record